Messenger RNA from Arctia plantaginis, 4200 nucleotides. The record is from the annotation of a GenBank genome assembly. NCBI's taxonomy places the organism in Eukaryota, Metazoa, Arthropoda, Insecta, Lepidoptera, Erebidae.
AUGCUUCCGUCAAGGUUCGCACCCCCAGGGCAACAAAGUGCUAUGAGGAAAUCAAGGUUGGAAACUCAAAGACCCUCAAUGUUACCGAAGCCGCGUCGCCCUGGAUCAACCGACCGUUUGUCGAGUGAGGCUCGAAGGCCUAGCGCCUCUGGCCAUAGAUCCAGUAGCGCUGAGCCGGCCCGCGGUACAUUUGGAGUUGGGAGGUUGAGUAGAGAAGCUUCUGCAACUAAAGUCCCAAUGAACGGCAGAUCAAGAUCCCAACAGAGCGAGAAGUUUGGACAGUCGUCUAUGACACCUCUUCGGUCCAGCCACUUCUCUAGACCCACCACAACACCUGUGAGAUCUCCAUCAGUUGAUCGUGGUAUUCGCAGUUGGGCGACAUCUCUGGAGAGAGUAUUAGCCUUUGUUACUGUAAAGGAUCAGAGACCUAUCUCGUCAGUGGCUUGGCAGCGUGCAGAGUGUGCUCGUGUGGGCGAGGCCUUGGCGAGCCGCGGCGAGGGAGGAGGCAUGGCCCUUAUUCGUCCCCUCACUAUCGCACGCUUCGUGGACAUCACUGCAGCACUUCUCACUGCCAUCACCAGGGAUGCUAAGCUGAACACUGAUAACUAUGUCACCAAGCUACCUCACCUCUCCAAGCGCCUGUUAUACCCUGGUACAGUCUCCAAGUCUUGGUUGAAGACAGUGAACACAUUACAUGCAUUUCCACAUGCACUCGCUCUCAUCGCCUAUCUGCUGGAUUUAGUCACCCAUAUUGAAAUGCCCGUAUCUGAUGAAUGGUUAUAUGUAGGCAAGGAUGAGUUAUCGCGCCUUCGCCGAGAUUAUUUAUACAAGUGCUGGAUUAGAUUCCAAGAUCCUGGCCAUCAAUUUGGAGACUUGAACGAGGAGUACCUACAAAACUUAACCGUGUUGCUGGGCAACGAUGAGGAAAAGAUUGUAGAACUCACACAGGUUAUAAAGAAAUACGAGGCGCGGCUCAACGACGAGGAGGAGGUGGCGGCGCGCGAGGCAGAGGCGCGGCGCGGCUCGAGGCGGGACGCUCUCCUCGCCUCGCUGCGCGGCGUGCGAGCCGCUCGCCUCGACACGCGCGCCGACAUCGACCUGCAGGCCUCGCGCCACAGGGACCUGGCCGACGCCAGCAAGCAGGCCGAUGUGGAGGUGGAACGCGCCAGUGUUGACAUACAGCAGCUCAAAGUAGAAUUAGAGUCACAACCGAUGACUGUGGAACAACGCACUAAGCUGUUAGGCGAAAUUGAAUAUGCAGUUCGUGUUCAGGAAUCUAAAAGGAAUCUUGCAGAGCAAAUCUCUAAGAUGGUGGUCAACAGAGAGACAGAGUUGGCGGAAUGGCAGAAGAAGACUCUGGACAGCUGCGUCCAGUACAAGCAGGGACUCAUACAUCUGUCUGCACAGUUUCCGGACCUCGUUUCCUUGGCUAUCGACGAGAAGGAGCUGAUGAGCGCGGAGUGCGCGGCGCGCGUGGGUGGCGCGCUCGACGCCCUGCGCGCGCGCACCGCCGCGCUCGCGCAGCUGCGCACCGACCACGCGCGCGUCAAGGCAACACUCGCCAGGAGGCGCGCCGCGCUACUGGUGAGUACACCUAUAGUACUGAGCGCGGAGUGCGCGCUCGACGCCCUGCGCGCGCGCACCGCCGCGCUCGCGCAGCUGCGCACCGACCACGCGCGCGUCAAGGCAACACUCGCCAGGAGGCGCGCCGCGCUACUGGUGAGUACACCUAUAGUACUGAGCGCGGAGUGCGCGCUCGACGCCCUGCGCGCGCGCACCGCCGCGCUCGCGCAGCUGCGCACCGACCACGCGCGCGUCAAGGCAACACUCGCCAGGAGGCGCGCCGCGCUACUGGUGAGCACACCUAUAGUACUGAGCGCGGGGGAGUGCGCGCUCGACGCCCUGCGCGCGCGCACCGCCGCGCUCGCGCAGCUGCGCACCGACCACGCGCGCGUCAAGGCAACACUCGCCAGGAGGCGCGCCGCGCUACUGGGUGAGUACACCUAUAGUACUGAGCGCGGAGUGCGCGCUCGACGCCCUGCGCGCGCGCACCGCCGCGCUCGCGCAGCUGCGCACCGAACCACGGCGCGCGUCAAGGCAACACUCGCCAGGAGGCGCGCCGCGCUACUGGUGAGUACACCUAUAGUACUGAGCGCGGAGUGCGCGCUCGACGCCCUGCGCGCGCGCACCGCCGCGCUCGCGCAGCUGCGCACCGACCACGCGCGCGUCAAGGCAACACUCGCCAGGAGGCGCGCCGCGCUACUGGUGAGUACACCUAUAGUACUGAGCGCGGAGUGCGCGCUCGACGCCCUGCGCGCGCGCGCCGCCGCGCUCGCGCAGCUGCGCACCGACCACGCGCGCGUCAAGGCAACACUCGCCAGGAGGCGCGCCGCGCUACUGGUGAGUACACCUAUAGUACUGAGCGCGGAGUGCGCGCUCGACGCCCUGCGCGCGCGCACCGCCGCGCUCGCGCAGCUGCGCACCGACCACGCGCGCGUCAAGGCAACACUCGCCAGGAGGCGCGCCGCGCUACUGGUGAGUACACCUAUAGUACUGAGCGCGGAGUGCGCGCUCGACGCCCUGCGCGCGCGCACCGCCGCGCUCGCGCAGCUGCGCACCGACCACGCGCGCGUCAAGGCAAACACUCGCCAGGAGGCGCGCCGCGCUACUGGUGAGUACACCUAUAGUACUGAGCGCGGAGUGCGCGCUCGACGCCCUGCGCGCGCGCACCGCCGCGCUCGCGCAGCUGCGCACCGACCCACGCGCGCGUCAAGGCAACACUCGCCAGGAGGCGCGCCGCGCUACUGCUGCGCACCGACCACAGCGCGCGUCAAGGCAACACUCGCCAGGAGGCGCGCCGCGCUACUGGUGAGUACACCUAUAGUACUGAGCGCGGAGUGCGCGCUCGACGCCCUGCGCGCGCGCACCGCCGCGCUCGCGCAGCUGCGCACCGACCACGCGCGCGUCAAGGCAACACUCGCCAGGAGGCGCGCCGCGCUACUGGUGAGUACACCUAUAGUACUGAGCGCGGAGUGCGCAGCUCGACGCCCCUGCGCGCGCGCACCGCCGCGCCUCGCGCAGCUGCGCACCGACCACGCGCGCGUCAAGGCAACACUCGCCAGGAGGCGCGCCGCGCUACUGGUGAGUACACCCUAUAGUACUGAGCGCGGAGUGCGCGCUCGACGCCCUGCGCGCGCGCACCGCCGCGCUCGCGCAGCUGCGCACCGACCACGGCGCGUCAAGGCAACACUCGCCAGGAGGCGCGCCGCGCUACUGGUGAGUACACCUAUAGUACUGAGCGCGGAGUGCGCGCUCGACGCCCUGCGCGCGCGCACCGCCCCGCGCUCCGCGCAGCUGCGCACCGACCACGCGCGCGUCAAGGCAACACUCGCCAGGAGGCGCGCCGCGCUACUGGUGAGUACACCUAUAGUACUGAGCGCGGAGUGCGCGCUCGACGCCCUGCGCGCGCGCACCGCCGCGCUCGCGCAGCUGCGCACCGACCACGCGCGCGUCAAGGCAACACAUCGCCAGGAGGCGCGCCGCGCUACUGGAGGCGCGCCCGCGCUACUGGUGAGUACACCUAUAGUACUGAGCGCGGAGUGCGCGCUCGACGCCCUGCGCGCGCGCACCGCCGCGCUCGCGCAGCUGCGCACCGACCACGCGCGCGUCAAGGCAACACUCGCCAGGAGGCGCGCCGCGCUACUGGUGAGUACACCUAUAGUACUGAGCGCGGAGUGCGCGCUCGACGCCCUGCGCGCGCGCACCGCCGCGCUCGCGCAGCUGCGCACCGACCACGCGCGCGUCAAGGCAACACUCGCCAGGAGGCGCGCCGCGCUACUGGAGGAAGUGCGUACGAAAAUCGCCGAAUUGAAGAACGCGGUACAACGCGAGCAGGAGGCCCUGGACAUGGAGACGAGCAAAGAUUCACUGGACGCGGCCACCGCCACGGCCGAGAUACGAGCCGUCACCGCCCGACUGCAGGAGCUCAAACUGCAACAGGACGAACAUGCAAAGGUUGACAACGAACUCAAAUUCUGGGAGCAGCAGGAUCAACUUUGGCGAACGAGGCUACAGUCCCUGCAGGAGCACAUCGAAGAGAAACGGCUCGAGAUGCAACGGCUGCUGGACACCGCAACACAGAAGCGAGUUCAACUUGUGGUCGACUCCAUACGGGAGUGGAACCAAAAACUUGAACUUUAG